Molecule: messenger RNA, 1389 nt
Organism: Morus notabilis
Lineage: Eukaryota; Viridiplantae; Streptophyta; Magnoliopsida; Rosales; Moraceae
Product: vinorine synthase
Exons: 1
Coding region: 1-1389 (462 amino acids)
Source: RefSeq, a predicted model, not a curated record
AUGGGUGGAGAAACAUUCAAUGUUGAGAUUGUUCAAAGAGAAAGAAUCAAACCUUCUUCUCCAACUCCUCAAGAUCUAAGAAUUCAUGAGCUCUCUAUCCUGGAUCAGCUCGCCUUGGUGAUCUACAUCCCUAUAAUUCUCUUCUAUCCCCGUCGUACCAUCGAUGAUAAGCGCCAUCACUACUCUAAUUGCGUAAAUAAUAAUAUUGAUAUGAUUAUUUACAGUCUGAAGAGCUCCUUAUCAAAAACCCUAACUCUCUUCUACCCGCUUGCGGGAAGAAUCAAGCAAGAUUACACCGUCGUGGAAUGCAAUGACGAAGGAGCGGAGCUCACCGAGGCCAGAGUGGACCACCCGAUGUCGGAGAUUCUGGAACGGCCAGCUCCUGAUCCAGAAGCACUGAGAAAGCUUCUCGCGGUGGACGUCGAAUCUAAAGAAGCGAGCGAUGGAGCCCUACUACACGUUCAAAUCAACGUGUUCGCGUGCGGCGGGACCGCCAUCGGAGUGAGUCUCUCUCACAAGGUCGCCGACGCUUCCACGCUGAGCAUGUUCAUCAGCACCUGGGCUGCAACGGCGAAACUGAAUCAUAUAGAAGCACUUCCUGAAUUCUCGUCCGCGUCUCUUUUUCCAGCUCGUCAUGGUCAUCAUCAACUCGGGUUGAACAAAGAAUUGGCGAGAGAGAAAUGUUUGAUGAGAAGGUACGUUUUCGACGCCUCAAACAUCGCGAUUCUCAAGGCGAAAUCGGCGAGCUCCUCCGUCGAGAGCCCGACUCGCGUCGAGGUCGUCUCGGCGGUGAUAUGGAAAUGCGCCUUGGGAGUUUCGAGAGCGAAAUUCAGAGGAAAAUAUAGUAGUAGCAGUACUAAUUCAAUAUACGUACAGUUUCGUCAAGACGUGAACAUACGACGGAGGACUUCGCCGCCAUUGCCGGAGAUCUUGGCGGGUAAUCUGGUCGGGUCUUUUUCGGCUAAACAUGAUCUACUGAGAGAUCAUAUUGCUGAUGAUGAUCAUGAUGAUCCUGAUGAUGGUGUUCAAGUAUUGGUUUCAGAACUGAGAAAAGGGAUUGAAGAAAUGAAAGAGGAUUAUAGUAAAGGAAUAAUAUUUGGUUCCGAGAAAAUGUUGAAAGCGUUGAAAGAGAGUAGAAAAUAUGAUCAUGUUGUAAACUGCAGUAGUUGGUGUGGGUUUAAGUUUUAUGAAGCUGAUUUUGGUUGGGGAUUGCCGUUUUGGGUGAGUUUAGCGAGUGUUGCUAUGAAAAACAUUGUCGUUUUGUUGGAUGCUAGAGAUGGUAAAGGAAUAGAAGCAUGGUUGACCUUGGGUGAAGACGACGUCGCUUUGCUUGAGUCCAAUGAGGUGCUACGUGCUUUUGCUACUUUCAAUCCGAGUGUCGUUUCCUGA